Molecule: messenger RNA, 958 nt
Organism: Lotus japonicus
Lineage: Eukaryota; Viridiplantae; Streptophyta; Magnoliopsida; Fabales; Fabaceae
Product: protein DOWNSTREAM OF FLC-like
Exons: 2
Coding region: 268-756 (162 amino acids)
Source: RefSeq, a predicted model, not a curated record
ACUCCACACCACCAAUCCAUUCCCAAUCAUGACGUGUCACAUUCUAAACACGAUACCACUAUCUUCUACAGUAGGCUCCAGCACAGGUUAACAUACACCACGCGUUUUGCUUUUGUUUUCUUUUUCUGUAUACCGGUUUCCCCAUCUUUACUUCACUCACACUUUUUCCCUCAAUUUCACUCAUCCAUAACCACAGAUAACCCUCUUCAUCUUCUUCUUCAUCUUCUUCUUGUGUGUGUGUGAUUGUGAUUCUCUUUCUUUCUCGCUAUGGCUUUCAGAUUUGCGUUUCUGCUUGUUCUGUGUGUGGUUCCGGCGAUGGUUGCUGCCAUUCGCCCAGCUAAGAACCCUUUCAUCGUCAAAGGUUGCGUCUACUGUGACCCAUGCCGUGCUGGUUUUGAGACCUCAGCCACUACCCGCAUUGCUGGUGCGGAGGUUAUGCUGCUGUGUAGGCAGAAGAAUUCCAACGAAGUUGUAUACACAAAGCGGGGCUGGACUAACUCAAAGGGUGAAUACACAAUCUCCGUGUCUGAGGAUCACGGCGACCAGAUCUGUGAUGCCAAGCUUAUAAGCAGCCCUCAUCCAACCUGCAAAGAGGCCACCCCAGGCCGUGACCAAGCCCGUGUUAUUCUCACCCGCUACAAUGGCAUUGCCUCUGAUGAUAGGUUUGCCAAUGCCAUGGGCUUCAUGUCUGAGAAUGUUGCUGCUGGCUGUACUCAGAUCCUCAAGCAAUACGAGGAGCUCGAUAAUGAGAACUAAUUUCAGGGUAUUAUUCACUUUGGAAUUGGUUUUCCACGUGUCUAUUAAAUUCUAUCCUGAUGGAGUGUUAUCUUGACAUUUUCAGUUUAUGUUUGUAUGUUAGUGUACCCUGCUAAACAAUAUUAUUAUUACGUGAAAAUGAUGUGUCUUGGACUAGAGGAUGUAGUUACUGUGUGUUGCUAUCAUAUAGUAUUCUUUUAUA